CGAAGGAGGAGUAGGUGGCGGAGGUGGAAGAGGAGGAGGAGGGCGGGGCCGAGGGUCCGGUAUUUGCACCUUUAACCAGAUCAGGAGGCUGACUCGCGGCUAAGCUGACCAGGUGGGCUGAGCAUUUCAGAAAUAAUCAGUGAAACUGUUGUAACACCAUGCUGGCUGCAAGGUUUGCAUGUCUCCGGACCCUGGCCCUGCCUUCCAGGACUUUCUACCCAACACUCAACCAGACCUCUCCUGUUCUGAGGAAUUCCUUUGUGAAGACAAAUCAAUGGCUCUCACAGUCCAGCAGAGGAUAUGCCACCAAAUCAAGAUUUGGGAUCCGUCGUGGAAAAACUGGCCAAGAAAUUAAGGAAGCAGCAUUUGAACCAUCAGCAGAAAGAGUAUUUAAAAUUGAUCAGAUGGGAAGAUGGUUUGUUGCUGGAGGAGCCGCUGUUGGUCUUGGAGCACUCUGCUACUAUGGCUUGGGAAUGUCAGAUGAGAUUGGGGCAAUUGAAAAGGCAGUAAUUUGGCCACAGUAUGUGAGGGAUAGAAUUCAUGCCACCUAUAUGUAUUUCGCAGGAAGUGUUGGUUUAACAGCAUUGUCUGCCAUAGCAGUUAGCCGAUCACCUGCUUUAAUGAAUUUUAUGUUGAGGGGCUCCUGGAUGACAAUUGGAGCAACUUUUGUAGCCAUGAUUGGAGCUGGAAUGUUGGUUCACUCAAUAUCAUAUGAACAGAGUCCAGGUCCAAAACAUCUUGCUUGGAUGUUGCAUUCUGGUGUCAUGGGUUCAGUGGUGGCCCCUCUGACUUUGUUGGGUGGCCCUCUGAUCCUCAAAGCUCUUUGGUAUACAGCAGGCAUUGUGGGUGGCCUCUCUACUGUAGCCAUGUGUGCUCCUAGUGAAAAAUUUCUAAACAUGGGAGCACCACUGGGAGUGGGCCUGGGUGUUGUUUUUGUUUCUUCUCUGGGAUCUAUGUUUCUACCACCUACCACCCCACUUGGUGCUGGUCUUUAUUCUGUGGCAAUUUAUGGUGGAUUAGUUCUUUUUAGCAUAUUCCUUCUACAUGAUACCCAAAAAGUCAUCCGGCGGGCAGAAAUAGUGCCAAUGUAUGGCACAGAAAGAUAUGACCCUAUUAAUUCGAUGAUGGGAAUCUACAUGGAUACACUGAAUAUCUUUAUGCGAGUAGCCACCAUGCUAGCAACUGGGAGCAACAGGAAGAAAUGAACUGAUUACAUUUUUGAACCAUCCAAAUCUUGCUUGUGUUCUUGGUGUGUAUACUUAUUAAAUCAUUUCUUGUACAAGCAGCUUUGGUUGAAGUCAGAAGUUCAGAGCCACUUCAUCAUGGUUGUUAUUCCCGUACAAUGUGAUGCUUCAACUUCCACCUUUCUUGAGAAUAAAUUCAGCACUUCUCUUGCAAAUAAGCAUAUAAACUUUCUAGUUUUCAUCUUUGAGUGAUUGCUAACGGAAAAGGAUUACACUUUUCAGUAUUAACACUUUAUUUCAACAUUGUGUUAGUUGUCCAUAUGUUUGCUCAUUUCAUUAAUAUUAUUUAAUAAUUUUAUUAUUACCAUUCAAAAAGGAAUUGUGUGUACAAAGAGACCUCCAGAAUUGAUGUAGAGAACCUGUCUCUAGUUUUAGAUUGCACUGUAAGUGUUAAAUAAUUGCUGCUUGCUAACUGGCAAUGGAUAGGGUUUAUUAGGUAUAGUUAUUACUGUUUUUAACAUAAUUAGCCUUCACCUGAUAUUUUUAAGUGAAACAUCUAUCCUAAAAAGACAAUUGAGUGUCGCUGUGACAUUUUUGGAAUACCAAUACUCAUAUUUCAAGUAUAAGGAAGGUACCUUUACAAUCCAUCCAGGUCUCAAAAUGUUAACCUUCUCCAAAUAUUUAUCAUGGUUUAUUUUUGUAAGUCCUGUUUUUGAAUCAUUUAGAACUAUUUAUUUGAAAUAAUUUUGCUUUAAACUUAAAGCUUUAAAAGUAAUAAAUUGGUUGCCUAUCCUAUCCUUGCCAGUAAGUUUAUUGAUACAUAUAGAUGUAGCUUUUUCAACAUAAAUCAAAGAUUAGGACUUGUCUUUGUCGUUUUAUUUUUUAAAAAGAUUCUGUUUGUCAUUUAGGAUAUGGAAUCGCUUUCCUUUCCUGCACUAUCAGAAAUGAAUGUUAUUGCAUCCCUUCCACUAAAAUGCUAAAAUUAGAGGCCAAAUUAGUUUUGUCUUUGUAAAAUAUUGUUUCCAAUUAAUGUUAAUUUUUCUACAGAUUUUCCCUCUCAGUCCAUUAUUAAUUUAGAAACAACUUCCUUGUAAGUAAAGCUUGUAAAUUUAUGACACAGAGUAAAUUAUUUUUGGAAGUUUUUUAAUGAAUGAAAUUGAGUUUGUAAAAUUAUUGCAAUUAUAUAAUUGCUAUUUCUGGCAAGAUGUGUUUAUCACCAACUAUCCAGAAAUAGCUAAUCUUGUCCAUUGGAGAGAGAUGGUGUGCUUAUUUUAACUGAAAUAAUAAAGAUCUAGCUUGAUAGUU
Molecule: messenger RNA, 2489 nt
Organism: Antechinus flavipes (yellow-footed antechinus)
Lineage: Eukaryota; Metazoa; Chordata; Mammalia; Dasyuromorphia; Dasyuridae
Gene: GHITM
Product: growth hormone inducible transmembrane protein
Exons: 9
Coding region: 159-1205 (348 amino acids)
Cellular component (GO): mitochondrial inner membrane
Source: RefSeq, a predicted model, not a curated record